GAUACCUGACCUCAACCACAAGUGCAAGGAGGAGGCACGGUUCUGGCGUAUGCGCUGCCCACUCAUAUGCAUGUGGCUUGUUGAGUACCACCAGCCGCACAGAGUGAUGAGACAGUUUGGGCUGUAUCAGGAGUGCCCACCUCAGUGGCAAGACACGGACAAGGCGCUUCAUAGGCUUGAUAGGCAGCGGCAGAGGAAGAUCACAAAUUGGCCAGUCCAUCAUAGCGGCCACGUCGCAGCGUUCCAACACUGUUUGGAAGCGACACGGACUGCUGGCCCUGUGGAGAUUGUGCCUCACGACUUGGCCGCUUUCAACAACUACCUCCAGUGGUUCCAUGAAAACACGCGUAUCGAGUUAGUGAAGCACGCGUAUGCUGAGGACAUCUUGGACGACCCCAUCGAGUUCGAUGAGGUUGCGCAAAGCCAGCACGACACCUUUGCUCGCAGAAGGAGAUCGACUUCUAUUGCUUCCGAGCUGAACUUCGUGGUAAUGGAUUCUCUCACUAACUAGUACAUCAUCUAGAUUGCCAUGUGCUCGCUUAAAUUGUGUAUGCUAUGUUUAUCACAGCGGUCGGAGAUCCAAAAAACAGCUGACGAGUGCGAGAUUAUGUGGGACCAGAGCGGGAGAGAUGAAAAGCCUGUCGGACCGUUGCGGAAUUUCAUUAAGAACACUGCACGAAAGAUGCGGCGGUUAGCCAACUUGCUAGGUUGCCGCGAAGGCGAAAUUCCUACAUCCUCCUCUUCUGAAGAGCGGGAG
Molecule: messenger RNA, 757 nt
Organism: Lolium perenne
Lineage: Eukaryota; Viridiplantae; Streptophyta; Magnoliopsida; Poales; Poaceae
Source: RefSeq, a predicted model, not a curated record